This is a messenger RNA of Rangifer tarandus platyrhynchus (Svalbard reindeer), 1821 nucleotides long. NCBI's taxonomy places the organism in Eukaryota, Metazoa, Chordata, Mammalia, Artiodactyla, Cervidae. The record is from the annotation of a GenBank genome assembly.
AUGCGCGGGACGGCGGGACCGGGGCCGCCGGGCCGGGGCCGCCUCCCGGGGACCCGCGGCCUGAAGGCCCCGCCGCCGCCGCUGCUGCUCCUGCUCGCGCUGUUGCCGCUGCUGCCCACGCCUGGCGCCGCUGCCGCCCCGGCCUCGCGGCUCCCGGCGCUGCCGCCCGCGGCCGCGGGGCCCAGCGUGAGCCUCUACCUGAGCGAGGACGAGGUGCGCCGGCUCAUCGGUCUUGAUGCAGAACUUUACUAUGUGAGAAAUGACCUUAUUAGUCACUACGCUCUAUCCUUUAACCUGUUAGUACCCAGCGAGACAAAUUUCCUGCACUUCACUUGGCAUGCAAAGUCCAAGGUUGAAUAUAAGCUGGGAUUCCAAGUAGACAAUUUUGUGGCUAUGGACAUGCCCCAGGUCAACAUUUCUGCUCAGGGGGAAGUUCCACGCACUUUAUCAGUGUUUCGGGUCGAGCUUUCCUGUACUGGCAAAGUAGAUUCUGAGGUUAUGAUACUCAUGCAGCUCAACUUGACAGUAAAUUCUUCAAAAAACUUUACAGUCUUAAAUUUUAAACGAAGGAAAAUGUGCUAUAAAAAACUUGAAGAAGUAAAAACUUCAGCCUUGGACAAAAACACUAGCAGAACUAUUUAUGAUCCUGUACACGCAGCGCCAACCACUUCUACGCGUGUGUUUUAUAUCAGCGUAGGGGUUUGCUGUGCAGUAAUAUUUCUUGUAGCAAUAAUAUUAGCUGUUUUGCACCUUCAUAGUAUGAAAAGGAUUGAACUGGAUGACAGCAUCAGUGCCAGCAGUAGUUCCCAAGGGCUGUCUCAGCCAUCUACCCAGACGACUCAGUAUUUGAGAGCCGACACACCCAACAAUGCAACUCCUAUUACCAGUUAUCCUACCUUGCGGAUAGAGAAGAACGACCUGAGAAGUGUCACUCUUUUGGAGGCGAAAGCUAAGGUGAAGGAUAUCGCAAUAUCCAGGGAGAGGAUAACUCUAAAAGAUGUACUCCAAGAAGGUACUUUUGGGCGUAUUUUCCAUGGGAUAUUAGUAGAUGAAAAAGAUCCAAAUAAAGAAAAACAAGCAUUUGUGAAAACAGUUAAAGAUCAAGCUUCUGAAAUUCAGGUGACAAUGAUGCUCACCGAAAGUUGUAAGCUCCGAGGUCUUCAUCACAGAAAUCUUCUUCCUAUUACCAAUGUGUGUAUAGAAGAAGGAGAAAAGCCCAUGGUGAUAUUGCCUUACAUGAAUUGGGGGAAUCUUAAAUUGUUUUUACGACAGUGCAAAUUAGUAGAGGCCAAUAAUCCGCAGGCAAUUUCUCAACAAGACCUGGUCCACAUGGCUAUUCAGAUUGCCUGUGGAAUGAGCUAUCUGGCCAGAAGGGAAGUCAUCCACAAAGACCUGGCUGCUAGGAACUGUGUCAUUGAUGACACACUUCAAGUUAAGAUCACAGACAAUGCCCUCUCUAGAGACUUGUUCCCCAUGGACUAUCAUUGUUUGGGAGACAAUGAAAACAGGCCGGUUCGGUGGAUGGCUCUUGAAAGUCUGGUUAAUAAUGAGUUCUCCAGCGCUAGUGACGUGUGGGCCUUUGGAGUGACACUGUGGGAGCUCAUGACCCUGGGCCAGACACCCUAUGUGGACAUCGACCCGUUUGAGAUGGCCGCAUACUUGAAAGAUGGUUACCGAAUAGCCCAGCCAAUCAACUGCCCUGAUGAACUAUUUGCUGUGAUGGCUUGUUGCUGGGCCUUGGAUCCGGAGGAGAGGCCCAAGUUCCAGCAGCUGGUCCAGUGCCUCACCGAGUUCCAUGCAGCCCUGGGGGCCUACGUCUGA